UCUCAAGAAAUUGUAGCCCAAUAGCUGAUGAGUAUUAUCAAAUCAAGAACCGGAACAGGAGUUCUAAGUCUUACAUGUACAGAUUUUGAAAAAAUCAUACGGCCAUGUGAAUUGAGAGGGUUUAUAGUAUAUGAUGCAUAGAAUACAUCUUGGGGAAAGGAGGAGAUAAUUGAUGUCCUUGACAAAAUUGUCACUUCUUGUUGACAUUGUUCUCGAAGGAUUCUUUGAAUGCUCUGGUGCUCUUCAACAAAGAGACCGUCACUCCCAUUCAACCUUUGAGUAGAAUAUUACCCAAAGUAAUGGAGUUUUCCAAUGAUUUGUCUCCAGAUAUUCCCAAUGGAUUCAAGAAAUGGAUCAGAAGCUCCACAAGAGAUACUGGAUACAGAUGUCAAAUUGUUUUUUGAAUCAGCUCCUCCUCGUAGAGAUAGUCUCAGCCUUAGUAAGAGAUUGGAGGAAUUCAUUGAAAGAAACUCCUCAUCAUCAGGAAAUGAAAGACCUAAUAGGGUUGUAUGCGUAACAUCUGGUGGUACUACAGUUCCUCUGGAACGGCGAUGUGUUCGAUUUAUUGAUAACUUCAGCUCAGGUCAUCGAGGAGCAGCAUCCACCGAGUAUUUUCUGAAGGCUGGAUAUGCUGUCAUCUUUCUUCAUCGACGGGGAACCUUCCAGCCAUAUUGCAGAUCGCUUCCUGAAGAUUCUUUCCUGGAAUGUUUUGAGGUUACAGAGGAGUCUUCUGUUCAAGUGUGUCAGUCGCAUUCUGCAGUAGCGACAAGGGCACUCAGGGAUCAUCAUGCUGCAGUAAAGAAACAGCUCUUACUGAAACUUCCUUAUACCUCAAUCUUUGAAUAUCUUCAGAUGUUAAGGAUGGUUGCCAUGUCAAUGAGGCGUCUCGGGUCGCAUUGCAUGUUUUAUCUUGCUGCUGCAGUAUCCGACUUCUACGUUCCUUGGGAGUGUAUGGUAGAGCACAAGAUUCAAUCAGCCUGUGGUCCUCUAGAUAUGCAACUAGCUCAAGUGCCAAAGAUGCUCUCGCUGCUGAGGAAAGAAUGGUCUCCCAUGGCCUUCUGCAUUUCUUUCAAGCUGGAAACAGAUCCAAAGAUUUUAUUAGAGAAGGCUGAUAAGGCCCUAAGGAAGUACAAGGUGCAUAUGGUAGUGGCUAACGAGCUUUCAACUCGUAAAGAAGAAGUCAUAGUCGUCACAGAAAGUGAAAAAAUUACAGUUCACAGAGACAAAAACCAGGCUGAUGAUGACGUGGAGAAUCCUCUCAUUAAACUCUUGGUAGAGAAACAUUCAGCUUAUAUUGAAGAAUCCAUUCCAAGAGAAACAGCCUAGAUCACAACAUAGAUGUCAGACAAUCCUCACAUUUCUUCCUUAAUAAUAUUUUUGGUAGGUCAUCUCUAACCCCAAUCUGCCCUUUCUACUUUCGUGGAAGUGUAGUACAAAAAUGAUUUAAGAAUAAAGCAAGGAUAGUUGAUCAUGAUUCAUGAAUGAAAAGAAGAAAUAAUUUUCCCCUUA
This is a messenger RNA of Telopea speciosissima, 1509 nucleotides long. RefSeq names its product phosphopantothenate--cysteine ligase 2-like. Gene Ontology annotation, molecular function: phosphopantothenate--cysteine ligase activity. Lineage: Eukaryota; Viridiplantae; Streptophyta; Magnoliopsida; Proteales; Proteaceae. The record is from RefSeq and is a predicted model, not a curated record. Gene Ontology annotation, biological process: coenzyme A biosynthetic process. The coding region runs from base 313 to 1326 and encodes 337 amino acids. Gene Ontology annotation, cellular component: cytoplasm; nucleus. The transcript is spliced from 9 exons.